CCAAUAACAAAUAUUGACCGUCUGCAAACCUAUCAAGAAACACCCAGGACUUUUUGUCAUGAAAAUUCUAGCCUGUAACGCAAAACUAUAUGACCGUCAAAGUCAAAGCCCCAUUAUAGUUGAAGUAAAAGUGUUGGCAGCCUUGGUUUUGGGACUAUUAAAAUAUACAAAAAUGCACUAAAGAACAUUGAAAUAAUCAGAAUUUACAUCAUCAUCAAUCACUACUGUACUGCUACGGCUCUUUUGUGCGUUUUAAUUUUUGGUGCAGUCAAUGUCAGCCAAGCUACAGCAAAGAGAUUUAAUGGUUACUUGGUCAUAAUCAAGUGAAUUGAAUUGGGGGUCGCAUUUGCAUUCGCGAUAGUUAGCUUUUCGUUGAGGGACUGACUUGGUGUGCUAUCAACGUGCUUAUUUGGGGCAUAAUAUUUCUGUCGCAGUAAACAAAGCGGUGGCUGAGAUUAUUGGCCUGUAUAAUAAACAACAGAUCAAGUCAGUACGGCUAAAGGUUGACACACAGACACACUGACAAGCAAUACUUGGAUCGACUGCAACUUAACUUAAGACUUUUAAAGCUCCUUGGAAAAAUGUGUCCCCUUUGGCCGUUCCACAUCUUCCUUCUCUACCUGGCCAUAUUGGGCCCACUCUUAUUUGCGUCUUUUGGCGUAAUCGGUGCCGCAGCACAAUCCAUGUCCUCCUGCAAUGUCUCAUUUGAACCGGAACGUGUCAACCAGGUGAAAAUGGGGGACAGCCAGGUUGUCGAUUUCAAAUUCAACAAGACUGAAGUAAUAGAACAAGCCAAACUUCUAGGAUUUGAUCCCGUCACAGAGUUUGAGUUUCUCGUCAGUGAUUCCUACAUCGCCUACGUAACCCCGGUGAAAGUACCGCUUGACAAUUCUGUGCCAAUUGGUGACGGAAGUGGACUGGAUCGCGUGUCUUUCAAUGUGACUGGAAACUUCCUCGGAUACACGGAAGUCUGUGCGACCUCACGGAUUUCAAAAAAUGCGUCCGAAGUAUUUCAAUGCAUGCCGGUCUCGGUUGUACGCGAGUCCGGAGUUCUCGAUAAAGCUUUCACGUACAGUGUGGCCGCACUUGUGACAGUAAUUUACGUCAACAUGGGAGCAGCUCUGGACAUGCGAACAAUUAAGGAAACGAUUAAGAAGCCCUGGGGACCUGCUAUUGGGUUCAUGAGUCAGUUUAUUAUCAUGCCUUUGCUAUCCUUUGGAAUUGCGAAACUUUUCAUCUCACUGGCAGCUUUACAGCUUGGGUUGUUCAUAACGGGAUGUUCUCCAGGUGGGGGUGCGUCAAACAUUUGGACGUUGACGUUAGGUGGAAACUUGGACCUUUCCAUCACAAUGACGACGAUAUCUACAUUCUCUGCUUUCGUGAUGAUGCCCCUGUGGAUGCUAACUCUGGGAUCUACAAUUUUUAAAGAUGCCAACUUGACCGUCCCUUACUCCAAAAUAGCCACAUUUGCCGGUUGCCUCGUGAUUCCUUUGGCGAUUGGAGUUGGCAUUCAGUACAAGUGGCCGAAUGUAGCUAAAUUCCUUGUCAAGAUCUUGAAACCCUUCGCUGUUUUUCUCAUCGUGUUUAUUAUCAUCUUUGCCGUGUACACGAAUCUUUACUUGUUUCAAUUGUUCACAUGGCAGAUUCUCAUGGCAGGGAUGUUGCUUCCUUGGCUCGGCUACAUUUUGGGGGGUGGGACCGCUUGGCUUCUAAAACAAGAGUGGCGUGACGUGAUCGCGAUUGGAAUUGAGACAGGGGUUCAGAACACGGGCCUGGCCAUUUUCGCCCUCAGGUUUUCACUUCCUCAGCCGGAAGCCGAUUUGACAACUGCACUUCCCGUCGCCGUGGCCAUGAUGACUCCAGUCCUCCCCGCCGUGUUGAUGCUGUACCAAAAAUAUAGUGGGGUUCAGUACACCGGGAUGAAGAAGGAGGAACACAAGGAUCCCGUCCAAAUGGGUGGUGGUUCAGAUUUGACUGUUCUCGCCACUUCCAAUUCUGCCAAUGGCUCAUCUCAAACGCCACAGAGCAAACAGUACGGAAGCUGUGGAAUCUCGAACGAUGGUGUGGACGGUGUCGAAGAGAUGACAACUUCUACAUAAGCGAAGAGCAGUUGCUGCACUUGCAUCUCUCAUUUGAGACUAAAUUAAUAAACAGUAUGAUAAAUUUCGGUAUUUUUUGCUAUUAAAAAUCAUUACAUUACUACAGAUACACCAUCAAAAUCGUGCAAAUAAUACCAUUGACUUAUAGUUUUUAUGUAUAAAUAUGAUGAUUAAUUAGAAUAAACAGGAAAUGUAACUAACUCUGAGUGAAUUUAAACGAGACUAACAUCCGUCGUGAGUAGUAUUGAUCAUGCAAAAAUAAAUAUGCAUGAUGAAUAA
This is a messenger RNA of Folsomia candida, 2378 nucleotides long. RefSeq names its product ileal sodium/bile acid cotransporter. The record is from RefSeq and is a predicted model, not a curated record. Lineage: Eukaryota; Metazoa; Arthropoda; Collembola; Entomobryomorpha; Isotomidae. Bases 582 to 2099 code for a protein of 505 amino acids. Gene Ontology annotation, cellular component: membrane. The transcript has 8 exons.